Papilio machaon (common yellow swallowtail) is the source of this 1310-nucleotide messenger RNA. It is a transcript of the gene Lmx1a, whose product is annotated as LIM homeobox transcription factor 1-beta. The transcript is spliced from 4 exons. Gene Ontology annotation, biological process: neuron differentiation; regulation of transcription by RNA polymerase II. Gene Ontology annotation, molecular function: DNA-binding transcription factor activity, RNA polymerase II-specific; RNA polymerase II transcription regulatory region sequence-specific DNA binding. Gene Ontology annotation, cellular component: nucleus. The record is from RefSeq and is a predicted model, not a curated record. Lineage: Eukaryota; Metazoa; Arthropoda; Insecta; Lepidoptera; Papilionidae. Bases 1 to 1161 code for a protein of 386 amino acids.
AUGUUGGAGCUGUACGCGAGCAUGGGCGCCGGGGUGGGCGCCGCGCUGCUGCCCGAGGGCGCGCCGGCCCUGGCCUGCUCCGCUAGGACAGAGCUGAGCGCGAGCAUCAAGCGCGAGAAGGUCGUCGAGAUCUGCGAGGGCUGCGGCCAGAAGAUCCAGGACCGGUUCUUGAUGCGUGUCGGCGAACUCUCCUGGCACGAGCACUGCCUGGGCUGCUGCGUGUGCGGCUGCCCUCUGGCACACUCGUGCUACACGCGCAACGCCAAGCUCUACUGCAAGCCAGACUACGAUAGGUUGUUCGGAGUCAAAUGCACGAGAUGCGGCGACCGGCUGCUGCCGCAGGAGAUGGUGAUGCGCGCGCAGCAGCACGUGUUCCACAUUCAAUGCUUCGUGUGCGUCAUGUGCUGCCAGCCGCUGCAGAAGGGCGAGCAGUACGUCAUCAGGGCCGGUCAGAUAUUCUGUAGGCAGGACUUCGAGAAAGAAAUGUACCUGAUGCAGCACGCGGAGGACGAUAUGAUCAUCGACGACUCGGAACGGCCCCGGGACGGGCGACGCGGCCCUAAGCGACCCCGCACUAUCCUCACGUCCGCCCAGCGAAGGCAAUUCAAAGCCUCGUUCGAGGUCAGCCCGAAACCAUGCCGCAAAGUGCGAGAAGCGCUCGCCAAAGACACCGGCCUUAGCGUUCGAGUUGUGCAAGUUUGGUUCCAGAAUCAAAGAGCGAAAAUGAAAAAGAUUCAAAGAAAAGCCAAACAGGAGGGCGAUAAAAACAAUGAAAAAGACAAAGAUAAAGAUGAAAAGAAUAUAAAGCAAGAGUCGCCUUCCAGCGAGCAUGGCAACUACCUGGGACUGGAUGGUUCCUAUUCGGCUUCAAGUCAACCAUUGAAUCCGAACCUACCAUAUUCGCCAGACGAUUACCCUGCUCAUUCCGGCGACAGCUUUUGCAGCUCCGACAUAUCGUUGGACGGCAGCAACUUCGACCAGCUAGACGAGGGCACCUCCGACACCCUGAGCCUGCAGAACCUCGAAGUGCAACAGCACUCGCACUCGGCGCACCCGGUGCACGCCGCGCACGAGCCACUGAACCUGGGCACCGGCGCCCUCGUCAACCCCAUAGACAAGCUCUAUCUCAUGCAGAACUCGUACUUCAGCACGGACCACUGAUUCAAUGGCAACAGCGGCGCAGCCGCGCCUACACCUUCACUAACAACAACCUUACAGCAUCACUUCAAUUCCGCUGCUGUUGCACAUGUCAUGGGUAAGACUAAGUCACAAUCUACCAGGGUUCGUCAUAAGCAAAGUUCUACGAAACA